This is a messenger RNA of Amphibalanus amphitrite, 2814 nucleotides long. Its product is annotated as disks large-associated protein 4-like. Gene Ontology annotation, cellular component: postsynaptic specialization; glutamatergic synapse. The record is from RefSeq and is a predicted model, not a curated record. Bases 281 to 2086 code for a protein of 601 amino acids. Gene Ontology annotation, biological process: signaling. Gene Ontology annotation, molecular function: molecular adaptor activity. The transcript has 7 exons. Lineage: Eukaryota; Metazoa; Arthropoda; Thecostraca; Balanomorpha; Balanidae.
GUGACUGGCCGGGUCUGGUGGUGAACGGUGGUAUGUCGUCGGGGCGGUCAAAGGCUCGCCGCUGAGUGCCGUGUGCUGGUCGGUGCCUCGUGCCUGCUCGUACCGUCAGGCGACGGGUGCAGGUGUGUAGAGUGCAGCGGCAGAUCGAUACCAGCCUCGGGUCGGGUCAGAAGGUCAAGCCGCGACUGACCUGGGGUCGCGGGUCGCCGUUGGCGGCGUCGAACCACGAUCAUCGGCGACAGCGUCGUCCCAUCAGCCUCUCCAGUCGCCCAACGGAACCAUGUUUUCUGAGAAGGAUUCAGUAGGGGGGCUGCACCUGACCUCCACGAGGAUCAUCAUGGAUGCUCAGAAGGAGCUACGAACAAAUGGCUGCGGCCGAGACCAAGUGGACCGGAUGGCUGUAGGCGACGUUUCCCAGAGGCUGAUGCAGGAGACGCACACCCUGAAGACGGCCAUCAAGAGCUCAGAGGUGGUGAAGCAGGCUGUGCGGAUGCUCUCUGAGGAUGAGCGCACCCCGCAGAAGCGACCCUCCUACGUCGGCAUCUCGUGCAGCGUCAGCGGCUACAGCCACCUGAGUCGGUACGGCGCGCUCUCCCACUCGCGAGACAGCUCACCGGCGCGCGGCCUCCGCUCGCUCAGCCGCGACUCGUCGCCGCCCGGCGGCGCUGGCGGCAGCCCGGCGCCGCUGGCCGAUGGCGCCACCGUCCCCAGUCCCAGCCGCGUCAGUCUGAUCAAACAGCAGCUCAGAGAGGGCGGUCGGCUGACGGACGAGCGCGGCCGCGACGGUCACAGACCGGCCCACCGCGCCGACCAGAUCCGUAGCAUCAGCGUGGACCGCGGCUACCUGCGCCGCUACCGGACAGAGAUGGCCAGCCUCCUGAACGGUGACUCCUCGCCGCCGGUCAGCGCCAGCACGCGGGCGCCGCGGCUGGACGCAAAGAACCGCUCGCCGAGCGCCACCACGCCGGAGCAGCCGGCCGGGUCGCGGACCGGUGACACGACACGCGCCGGCACAGAACGUAGCGCCACCGCCAGUGUGUCGCGCUCGUUCGUGCAGGCACGCAUCGAGCGCCUGUACGGGCCCGGCGCGCUGUGCUCCGGGUUCCGGCGCAACAUGAACCUGAACCGCUCGCUGCCGAGCCGGCCGACGCCGGGGGCCGGCGACUCGUCUCCGGCCGCCCCGUCGCCGUCGGGCCGUCCGGCGCCGCUGCAGCUGACGGUGGACACGGGCUCGGCGGCGGACCGGUCGGCGGCGCCGGCCAGUCCCGGCCUGCCCGUGUUCAGACACCUGCGGCCCGAGUUCCGGCAGCAGCUGGCCGUAAAGCCGGGCCGCGGCAGGGCCGACCGGGACCGGCCGCUGCCGCCGCCGGCCGACACCUCCCCCACGCUGACGGCCGUGCCGCCCAUCACGGCCGCCGACCCGCCGCUCAUCAGCGACACGGCGCCCGUCUCGCUGGGCUCCGAGGUCGAGCCGGCGCCCCAGCUCGACGGCGAGGAGGAGAAGCCCGGACACCGCUUCAUCAAGAUUUUGGACGCGGAAACGACGCGUAUAUUGGCACUGGCAACGAAAGCCGAGAACGACCUGAACUCGCAAACACUGACGCCCGAGAUCGAGGGCAAAGUGCGCGCCGCCAAGGGCAAGGCCAACCUGCUGAUCGCGCAAAAGUUCCAGCAGUUCCGCGGACUCUGCGAGAAAAACAUAAAGGCGCCGGCCGACGACCCGUUCCCGACGACCGGCGACGACCUGCAGGGCUUCUGGGACAUGGUGCUGAUCCAGGUGCACCACAUCGACGCCAUGAUGGCUGAGCUGGACGCCAUCCGAGCCAACAACUGGCGACUGCCUGAGGUGUCACCGCCGCGAGAGUCAUCACAGAGCGCCAGCAGCACGCCCAACAGCAAAGCGUCCAACGGCUCGCGGCGUUCGGCGCCCUCCGACCCGGCCAAGGCGGAGGCGGCGCGCGCCCGCUCCGCCGCCCGCAAGAAGAUGAUGGAACAGCGCCGCCGGCUCAUCGAACAGAAGCGGCGCGACGCCAAGGCCAACGGCGACUCGGGAGACGUCGAGAUCUUCGUGGCCGACGACAAGUGAGGGCCGGAGGCGGCGGCGGUCUGGCCAUGUGAUAGCUGUGUUCCCGGACGGCCGGAGACGCCGUCCAGUGGCGCGGCGCCACUCCAGACGCUCCCAUCGCCUCACUGUGCGCGACGGAGACAGGACUUUCACUCGAUCAAUUCCAGAUGACAGAGACACAAGCGUGCACUGUAGAAAUUGACAUUGUGUGUUGAUCGUCGUGUUUAAUUCUAUCUACUAAUAUGUACAGACCCAAGACAGGUGGUUGCUGGAGACGUUUUGUGUGCGAGGAUCUUUAUGGUGCUGCGUGGCUCCAAUAGCUAUGGCCGUGAACGUAUUGGGCGUAUGAGUUUUAAUUUAUUACCUUGAUGACCAGGUGUUGGAGCUACGUUUGCGCCUAUUGCUGCGGGCUCUGUCCCAGGCUGGCGGCUCGCCGAUCGGGGCUGGGUUGGAGGGGGAGGGGGUACCGGCAUCUAACGGUCGGGGGGCGGGGGGGGGGGGGGCAGGCGUCGCCGUCAGGUUGUCAGCUGAGAGAGAAGCCCGUUGUGCCCGGGCCCGUUGCGCCGCCUCGGCCCCGGCGACUGACGUAUAUACCGCCAGCUGCGCUGUUUUGGACUGUGUUGCCAAUCAGUCCGGUUGAGUCGUGCUUUUGACACGCCCCGCAUGCAGUGGUUAGAUAUUUACGUAGGAUAUAUUUUGCUACCAUGUUUUCUCUGUCUUGAAUAAAUGAAUUACUUUAACGGACAACA